Molecule: messenger RNA, 3177 nt
Organism: Equus quagga
Lineage: Eukaryota; Metazoa; Chordata; Mammalia; Perissodactyla; Equidae
Product: protein FAM219B
Exons: 5
Coding region: 56-649 (197 amino acids)
Source: RefSeq, a predicted model, not a curated record
ACGGCUCGUUAGCCAUGAGGCGGGGCUCCCAGACCCGGCGGGGCGGGGCCAGACCAUGGCGACGGCGGAGCCCGGCGUGCACGCGGCGCGGGCGUGUAGUCCUGCAGCCCGGCCCGGGGGGACCCCGGCCCGCGUGGCAGGAGCUGCGGGUCCGCCCUCUGGGCGAAGGGGCAGCGGAGUCCCCAGGCUGGGGGAGCGGACCCCGGCGGCUGUGGAGAAGCGGGGGCCCUACAUGGUGACGCGAGCGCCUUCCAUUCAGGCCAAGCUGCAGAAGCACCGGGACCUGGCCAAGGCCGUUCUGCGGAGAAAAGGCAUGCUGGGGGCCUCGCCGAAGCGCCCCGAUUCUUCCGGGAAAAGGUCGGUGAAGUUUAACAAGGGCUAUACUGCUCUUAGUCAGAGUCCAGAUGAAAACCUGGUGUCCCUCGACUCUGACAGUGAUGGGGAGCUGGAAUCCAGAUACUCUUCCGGGUAUUCCUCUGCAGAGGUGAACCAGGAUGUGAGCCGGCAGCUGCUCCAGGAUGGGUAUCACCUAGAUGAGAUUCCAGAUGAUGAGGACUUGGAUCUCAUUCCCCCCAAGCCUAUGGCCUCCUCAACGUGCUCCUGCUGCUGGUGCUGUCUUGGGGACUCUUCCUCCUGUACCCUCCAGUAGACAUAACCCUCUAAGAUGGGCCCUGCUCUCCAUGUCAGCAGAGCCCUGUUGGCCAUUAUUCAUAGUUCACAGAGUGCAGUGGGAACUACUGUCAGCCCCAGAAUCACUGGAGGCACUGACCCUCUGGGAAGGUCAGUGACCUGGUGCUUCUCAGGCCAGAGGCCCCCAUCUGGGUCAUGGGGUGAUGGGUGGAAUUCUGCAGUUUUCCUCUGCUGUUGGAGCAGACUUUGGAGAAACCACUUUAAUAAGGGCAAGAACAGAGGUAAUUGUGGAUCUUAUGGUGAGUGGCAAAGUUGGCUAAGAAAAACACCUGCAGACUUCUUGACUGGUAUUUGUUAUCAUACUCUAGGGAGGGGAAAAGAGAGCUUUUGUGCCCAGGCUAUGCUGGAUGGUGUUAUAUGGAGGCAGAAAAUAGCACUUUAUGACUUGCAGCUGGGAAUCUUUGAAAGCUAAUUUAACUAUUUGGGACCAGUUCAAGAAAUUCCAUGUGUUCUCCUCUUCCUAGCUCCAACGUGGGUUACAUGUUUGACCUUUGAGAGAGCGUAAAGCAGGGCCCUUUGGCUCUCAUCUGGUUGUGCCUGUCUGACUUUGGCAGGGAGUAUAGCAGGUUGCUUGAUGGUACACCAGGAUCAAGGUUCCAGAAUCACUGGACGCAGGGCAUCCCCAACUGGUCCAAUAGUCUGAGUGGGUUUAGUGACUCUGGUCAGGCCAUCCCUAGUUAGAGAAAAACUGCUCCACUAUGUACAUAUUUAUUUGUCUUUCCUUGGUCACCAUUCUUCGCCUUGGUCUUAGCUAGUUCUCCACCUGCUCUUUGAGCUAAAGGUUGGCUGAAGGGACUGGAGCUCACCCAGAAGCCUGCAGUUUUUGAUUACCAGCAGAGGGAGCUGUAGGGAGCAGUCAGGUGCCUUCCUGUUUGUUUAGCUUUUUAAACUUGACUAGCAAUGGGUGAAAGGUACACUGGCACAGUUACGUGGGCUUUGACAUAGACGGAAGCCCAGAGACAGGAUGGGGAAGAGGGACCUAUGCCGGGUCCCAAGGCCCCUGCCUGAGGAGAUAAUUUGCCUUUGCAGAAGGCCUUCCUUCAUCCUAGUGUGGUCCAUUGUAUGCCAUCCAGCCCUCCAGAUUUCUCUGACCACUGCAUGGGCCUCAUGGUGUAUACUCAGCAUUGGGCUUUAUAGUAAACCUCUGGGUGCAACACAGCCUCUCUCAGGCCCCAGUCUGAACACAACAGCAAAGACAGGCAUGAUCUCCCCUGUGAUUACCACUAGAUAACAUCUAUUGCUAUAUCAGGCCUCCUUCUAGAACUUAGUUUUGCAAUGGUUCCUUUUUUUCUUGCCUCAGCCAGAAUUGUGGUGAGGACUGAAUGGGAGUGGACAGAGUUCCCAGCCUAAGGGGCAUGGCAGUCAGGAUUGGGGUGUAGGCUUAACAUGGGAAAGUGCCAGUCUUUUGCUUCAUUUGAUGUCCUAUGACUGCCAGGAAUAUAUGAGGGAUGGCACAGUCUCUUCCGCUACCACAUGGGGUGAUUGGAAGACUGAAAAACAUUGAUAAAAAGGCCUUAUUUGUCAUACGACUGUCCUCAUGAGGAUAAUCCUCUCACUGCUCAAUUGGCAUCUAUCUUGGUGCUUUUCUCAAGUCAUAGAAAGUUGUGAGGAGUAUACGGUAUCCAGGGGGCUGUGGCUAACUUUUAUUCUACAAUCUAGCAGCAUCACAGCAGGAGCGAGAGGGAACAGAGACCAGAGGUACUUCAGGUUGGGGUCUGGGGAAUAGGGGAGGCAGAUAGUUAUUCUGUUCUGGAAUCGGAUGAGAAUGAGAGUUCUGCAGGGAGUGAGAACAUCUCCAUUCUGAAGCCCCUGGCCACCCACAGAGAUUACAUCCAGGCCUUUCUGGUCUCUGCAGAUGUGGAAGAGUGCACAUGAAGAAAGGGUUCAGAAGCAGGACAGUGUAAAAAAAAAAAAAAAGUGGUGGUAGUGGGAAACCCAGUGGGGGCCAGAAAGCGGCUCUGGAAGCUAACUGUGGGGCCACAUUUCUGUGGGGGUUAGUUAAGGCAGAGUAGCUUGAACAUUUGGCAGCUGCUGGGGGGGGAGGGUGGCAGCAGGACUCCAAGACCAAGGCCCUCUGGGUAGUUGUUGCUAUAAAUCAGCAGUGGUGUAUUUGGCUGCAGCUGUCCCUGAAGAGGAUGUUCAGAGCUGGUUGACCCCAUGUGGGAGGUAUUACCUUUGUGGAAAAAGUUGCAGGAACCUGGAACAGAGGACACUGUGCAGCAAGGCAGGGUAGAAAUAGUUGUUUGGGGCCCCAGGCCACGGCCUAAAAUGUCACCAAUAAAAGGCACCAAAGUGCCCAGAGCCAAACUGCCUUAAUUCAGAGUGCUGGGUGUUCUGCAAGUGACACCGCCGUGGGGAGAGAGGUGUGUAUUUGGGCUUACCUCACAGGUGGGAGUGGCACUGUAUGGUAUUUACAGAGUACAGAACUCUUGGCUUAUGCUUCUACAGCUCUGUAAGUUUCUAAGAAUAAAUAGAAUCAUGAUAGUA